Messenger RNA from Linepithema humile (Argentine ant), 865 nucleotides. Its product is annotated as DNA-directed RNA polymerase II subunit RPB11-like. Gene Ontology annotation, cellular component: RNA polymerase II, core complex. The record is from RefSeq and is a predicted model, not a curated record. Lineage: Eukaryota; Metazoa; Arthropoda; Insecta; Hymenoptera; Formicidae. Gene Ontology annotation, biological process: transcription by RNA polymerase II. Gene Ontology annotation, molecular function: protein dimerization activity; DNA binding.
AUUAUCGACUUUUAAUGAUCGAUAACGAUUGUCACAAUCGACUAUCGAUUCGCUGCAUAUAAAGCUGCAUCGUCAGUGUUUGUAAUUAUAAUAGGUUAUUUUGAUUAUUUUAAGUUGGCUUUUUUGCGUAGUGCUUUGUGAUAUAUUGCCACCGUGUUGGUGGCGAUUAGUUUAAGAACAGUUGAAAUAAUUUUAAUAAUUCACGAGACAAAAUGAACGCACCACCAACCUUUGAAUCCUUCUUAUUAUACGAUGGAGAAAAAAAAAUAAUAAAAGAACAGGACACCAAGGUACCAAAUGCUACUAUCUUUACAGUUAACAAAGAGGAUCACACUCUGGGAAACAUGAUCCGCAAUUAUUGCUUUCUAUUCUACAGCCAAUUACUGAAGGAUCCUCAAGUAUUAUUUGCUGGUUACAAAGUCCCUCAUCCACUGGAACAUAAGUUUGUUAUUAGGAUACAGACAACGUCAGAUUAUACUCCUCAGGAAGCUUUUAUGCAUGCUAUUACUGAUUUGAUUGCAGAGCUGUCAUUGUUUGAAGAACGUUUUAAGGAGGCGAUUAAAGAGAAAAAGGAAGGUUUAGAUUAAAUUGCCAAACUUAAUAUAUCUGUACAUUCUAUAGUUUGCAAAAUUCUUUACAUCUUUGAUUUAAUUUAUAUAUAGUAUAUAUUUAUAUUGAGACAUUACAAAUGCAGUUAGGAAAAGGUAAUUAUGUAUGUUCGAAAAAGUGAAUCAGCUCAGAAUAAUUUGCAAAAUAGCUUUGUAAAUCAAUUUAUACAUGUUUGACUAUUGUAAUGACAAUUGAAUCUUGAGCAGAUUUCACUUUUGUAAAUAUUUCAAAUAUAAGUGUUUUAUGUGUUGAAAAA